AUGGUGAGCAAAGAGCCCAACCACUUACUCACAGGCCGAACCAACGGCAAGAGCACCUUGGCGGACAAGUUGCCUGGGACAAUGACUGUGCGCUCUGUGCUGCUCAAUCGAGACUCCCCAGAUAUUGAGAGCCGCCUCAAGCGGCGCCGUAACCGCACACACCAGGUCCGCUUUAAAGACUUGGAGGAUGGCAGCAGCAGCAGUGGCAACAGUGGAACAGGAGAAAACAAUAGCCAUCAGAGGCCUGCCACAGAUUGUGGCAGCCCACAUCCUCUUCGCAAACACAACAGCAGGUCCCCCCAGCCAUGGACUGAAAAGGAUGGGGCACGGACUGAGGGUCUACCUGGCCAAACGUCUGUGGUGGGGGCUGUGCGUGGGGACAUGGCAAGUACUAUAGAGGUGGUGGCCGCUUUCUUAGCCAGGGCCCCUCCUCAUCCAUUGACGCCGGGUCCUACACGUAGAUGCUGGGCACCACCACAGACUAACUCCCUAACCUUGCCAAUGACACGCAAGCCCAGUACGAGCACCAGCACAGCCAUCCAGACCUCCCCAUGCCUGAAAAAGCCCCAGUCCCUCUCUUCCACACACACACGUAGCCACAGCCUGGGGGACUCAGUGGGCAUGGAUGGGGAUGACGAACACGACUCUCAAGAUGAGUACCUUACGCACAACCAUGUGUUGUUGCCGGGGUCCAAAGACCAGAAUGGUCCUCCUGUACCUGGGGAUCGAACUGUGGUAGAAAGGAGGUCUAAAGCCUCCAGGACAGACAUUAAAUCAGCUGUUAGUGUGGCCCCUUACAAUGCUCAGGAUAAGAGGGGCAUUCGACUUCCACCUCCUCCCCCACCACCUCCACCUUACACACCACGCAAAAAUGGAAGUGAUCCACCAGGUCCUGCAAGCCGAACACCCAUGCUCAGGGCAGACAGUAAAAGCAGCAAGAAAGAUAAAGACAGGGACAAUGAGAAAAAGGAAGAUAUAAAAUGUACAGACUCGCCCAACCUCUGUAAGAGAGCCAGCUCUCUGAAGCACAGAGCUCAUACUCCGCCAGUUGCUGGGAUGAAGGAAGAGAAGCAGUCCUCCUCCUCCUCUCCUGCCAAGGCCUGUUUUAAGUCCAGCUGUCUCAGCUCAGCCCAGGCUCAGCUUGGGGCACUGCACAAAAUGCUCUGCUCAGGCGCCAACGCUAGGCCUAACACCCCUAACAGCCAAAACCCUUUCCCUCCAAACCAGCAGGGUUGCUCUGGAGCCAGGGGCUGCACUGCUUCUGGGGAGCGGCCUACUGCUGGGCCCUUGACUGCCACCCAGGCUGACACACUAAGACAGGUCCAGGAAAUUCUGGGAGGGUUGGUGUCUGGGGCCAGGUGUAAACUGGAUCCAUCCAGGGUAACAGAAAAGCUCCUGAGCCCCAACGGACCCCUGCACGAUAUUCGUAGCCUGCAGAACCAGCUCCACAGCCUGGAGGGAGUUCUGGAGACCAGCCAGAACACCAUUAAGGUCCUGUUGGAUGUCAUUCAAGACCUUGAGAAGAAGGAAGCCGAGAGAGACGGAAGACAUUCCUACAGGACCGGACAGGACAUUGAGAACUGUGGGACCUGCAGGGACUGUGCCUGCAUCAUCUACAGUGUAGAGCAUGACUUUCGUCUGCAGGAAGGGCAGGUGGUACGCACAUGGAAGGUGGGCGACCCUCCUGAGGGCUCACCACAGCCCGCCACUCCCCAGCCCACCACACCCAACCAACAAGACUCCCCUCAACUGGUGCGACCCCCUGCCACCACCAAGAAGAACAGGAAGAAAUGUUUCUGGUUCCUCUGA
Messenger RNA from Micropterus dolomieu (smallmouth bass), 1809 nucleotides. Its product is annotated as protein INSYN2B. Gene Ontology annotation, biological process: inhibitory postsynaptic potential. NCBI's taxonomy places the organism in Eukaryota, Metazoa, Chordata, Actinopteri, Centrarchiformes, Centrarchidae. The record is from RefSeq and is a predicted model, not a curated record. Gene Ontology annotation, cellular component: postsynaptic density. The transcript has 4 exons. The coding region runs from base 1 to 1809 and encodes 602 amino acids.